Molecule: messenger RNA, 303 nt
Organism: Funneliformis geosporum
Lineage: Eukaryota; Fungi; Glomeromycota; Glomeromycetes; Glomerales; Glomeraceae
Source: the annotation of a GenBank genome assembly
AUGUAUCGUAAAGAUAUGAUGAAACACAAACCUCAUAAUAUGCCAAUGACAAAAUACAGCAAGCUAGUAUCAGAAUGGUGGAAAAAGCUUUCUGCGGACGAAAAAGCGAAAUUGCAAAGGCAAUAUCAAAUAGAUCGUGAUCAAAAAUUACAAAAAGUCGUCAGUGCACGUGAUAUAGCCGAGACGAGAGAAGAAAUCGAAUGUGAAAAUUCGAGAUAUCAAGAUGAAGCCAAUAUUUUACCUAAGGGAAUGAAAAAAGAUUGUUAUUUCACCGAAAGUCCUACGGAAAAUUUUGAAAUAUAA